Molecule: messenger RNA, 2086 nt
Organism: Eruca vesicaria subsp. sativa (arugula)
Lineage: Eukaryota; Viridiplantae; Streptophyta; Magnoliopsida; Brassicales; Brassicaceae
Source: the annotation of a GenBank genome assembly
CUUCGUCCAUGUUUCUUACCAAACCACGGAAAACAAAAAGCGAUUCGCGAAAAUUAAUAAAAACAUUUUCGUCUUCUUCAUUAAAGCUCUCUCUCUCUCUAGCUUUUGUAAGAUCGUGUUCCAAUUUGUAUGGAUUUGAGUCGUUCUGAUUCUAAUUUUUCAUUAGGGUUUGAUAGUUCCCACGCAUCAUCAAUGGCUCCGACUCAGAGAAUCCCGAUUGCUGACGAUUCGAUUAAUCUACAAGUCGAUCCCAGUUUCCGAUCAUCGCCGGCCACUUUCUCUCCGAUUCCGUUGCAGUUACUCGAACAGAAAGUCGAGAAGAUUGCCGUGGAGGAGUCAAAGAAAGACGGAGAUGAAAAGGAAGAUGAGCACUUCCGAAUCUUAGGUCACCACAUGUGUCUCAAAAGGCAACGAGACUGUCCGCUUUUAGCUCAAUCGAAAAAUUCGAGGAGAACAAUAACUGGUGACACGGAUCUGGAAUCGAGACGUGCUGCUGUUCGUUCUUGGGGAGAUCAGCCUCUUCAUUUGGCGGACCCAGACAUCCACGAGAUCAUGGAGAAAGAGAAGCAAAGACAAGUGAGAGGAAUCGAGCUGAUUGCUUCCGAGAACUUCGUGUGUCGAGCUGUCAUGGAAGCUUUGGGAAGUCACUUGACCAACAAAUACUCCGAAGGCAUGCCUGGAGCCAGAUACUAUACUGGGAAUCAAUACAUCGACCAGAUUGAGAAUCUCUGUAUCGGAAGAGCUCUUACUGCCUUUGGUCUUGAACCUGACAAAUGGGGUGUCAAUGUUCAGCCCUAUUCUUGUACCUCUGCCAAUUUCGCUGUAUACACUGGACUUUUACUUCCCGGUGAACGGAUCAUGGGGCUUGAUUCUCCUUCAGGUGGCCACAUGAGUCAUGGCUAUUGUACUCCAGGUGGGAAGAAGAUCUCGGCUACAUCAAUCUUCUUUGAGAGCUUUCCUUAUAAAGUGAAUCCUCAAACUGGGUAUAUUGAUUACGAUAAGCUGGAGGAUAAGGCUCUUGAUUACCGCCCCAAGAUUCUUAUCUGUGGAGGCAGCUCGUACCCUAGGGACUGGGAUUUUUCAAGGGUUAGACUAAUUGCUGACAAGUGUGGUGCUUUUUUGAUGUGUGAUAUGGCUCAUAUUAGCGGUCUUGUGGCCACUAAGGAAUGUUCUAAUCCAUUUGAUCACUGUGACAUUGUUACCUCCACUACCCACAAAGGUCUACGUGGUCCCAGAGGAGGUAUCAUCUUCUACAGGAGAGGACCAAAGAUAAGAAAGCAAGGCCAUCACUCUAGUCAUUGCGACAGUUACCCGCACUAUGAUUUAGAGGAGAAGAUCAACUUUGCUGUUUUUCCCUCGCUACAAGGAGGUCCUCACAACAACCAUAUCGCAGCUCUCGCCAUUGCCUUGAAACAAGUGGCUACUCCAGAGUACAAAGCUUACAUACAACAGAUGAAGAAAAACGCUCAAGCUUUAGCAUCAGCUCUGCUUCGAAGAAAAUGCAGACUGGUUACAGGUGGCACAGACAACCAUUUGUUGCUCUGGGAUCUCACUCCAUUGGGCUUAACUGGGAAAGUCUACGAAAAGGUCUGUGAGAUGUGCCAUAUAACCUUGAAUAAGACUGCUAUAUUUGGUGACAAUGGUACAAUAUCUCCUGGAGGUGUAAGGAUAGGGACACCGGCGAUGACAACUCGAGGUUGUAUAGAGUCUGAUUUCGAAACAAUAGCGGAUUUUCUGAUGAAAGCGGCUCAGAUAACAAGUGCGUUACAGAGAGAACAUGGCAAGUCACAUAAGGAGUUUGUGAAGAGUCUAUGCUCUAACAAAGACAUAUGUGAUCUCAGAAACCGAGUUGAAGCAUUUGCGUUGCAGUAUGAAAUGCCUGCUGCUUCUCAGAUUUGAAUUGAAAUGAAGGAAAAUUCUACCACACAGCUUUGUUUGGUUUCUCGGCGGGGUUUUUUUUUUUUUUAAGUUAUAUCCUGUAAAUUAGAGUAUUAUAUAUAUUUGUCUUGCAAUUUGAUUGCACACUUUCUUCAUUGUAGUUCUGUACACAUUCGAUAGGAUGGGAUAAUCUAUAGACAUGUUCCUA